Messenger RNA from Chenopodium quinoa (quinoa), 1034 nucleotides. RefSeq lists its product as uncharacterized. The record is from RefSeq and is a predicted model, not a curated record. Lineage: Eukaryota; Viridiplantae; Streptophyta; Magnoliopsida; Caryophyllales; Amaranthaceae. Bases 256 to 693 code for a protein of 145 amino acids. The transcript has 3 exons.
ACCCCGUAUCAGAUUCGCCACAUCUCUUGUCCAUUUCUUUCCCAUUCUCUCUCUUCUCAACUCAUUUUCAGAGCUUUCUAGGGUUUUCUCUCUAAAUAAAUUUGAGGAAAUUAGGGAUUUUCGCGCCAAUUAAUCCCUCAUUUGUCGUCAAAUUCGCUAAUUAAAGUAGAAAUUUAUAUCAAUUGAUAAAGAAGUGCGUUGUGAAUUGGGCUUAAUCGCCCUUUAAUUGCGCAAAUCGAUGAUCGUCAUUGUUCCAUGGACCAAUCUUCACUGCACCCCACUUCCCCUGUUGAAGAAGAUGAUGAGUGGGAUACUGAUGGAUUUGUAAUUCCAAGCUUGGGAAUAGAAAACCCUGACCAAAUUGAAUCAGAUCCUCCGAAGGUAGAUGUCUCCAAGUCUGCCCCUUUGAAGGAUAAUAAACUAGAAAAAAUUUACUUGGGACCCCACGGAGCUCCACCACAACAGAAGCAACAAGAGCAAAACCCCACCAAUUGUAAGCAGCGUUUCAAACAAAAGCUCAAGGAAGCAGACAAGAAGAUUGGCAGCACAGGGCGAGAGAAUAGAGUCGAGAGCUUAAGAGAACUUGUUGGUGGCAGUGGUAAGGUGAGUGGAAAGAUGGCCAAGGGUUCGUCCAAGGAUUGGCUUGACCCACACUGUGAUGAGUCGUUGUUCGUUGGAAGGAAUCGUCAGUGAAUCCUUUACAAGCUUGAGAUUACUUUCAUACUUUUACUUGUUUUAUUUGUAGAACCUCUUUUUUACAUAUCUGAGAGUUAUAAGGAGCAUAGGCAUGGUGCCCCUUGAUUAUGAACCUGUUUAUAACAUUUGUGUUGUUUCUUUUGGUUAUCUGCAUCUAUUUCUAUUUAUGCAAUGGGUUUGGUUACUUUUAAAACCAUUCUAUUUUUGUAGUCCCUAGUCCCGUAAACUAUGUCGUGCAAGUCCUAAGCCUUCAAAUUAUACUGAUUUGUAGUCUAGAUUACUCAUUCCCAGGCAAGCCUCCCUACCAGCAAACGGAUGCUAAGUUGCAAAAAAAAAAA